This is a messenger RNA of Nasonia vitripennis (jewel wasp), 1611 nucleotides long. It is a transcript of the gene Ho, whose product is annotated as heme oxygenase. Gene Ontology annotation, molecular function: heme oxygenase (decyclizing) activity. The record is from RefSeq and is a predicted model, not a curated record. The coding region runs from base 609 to 1253 and encodes 214 amino acids. Gene Ontology annotation, biological process: heme oxidation. The transcript has 3 exons. Lineage: Eukaryota; Metazoa; Arthropoda; Insecta; Hymenoptera; Pteromalidae.
CUCUCUCGCAAAUCAUCCCUCGAGUCAACCGCACCGCAGCAGCUAAUCCUUUCACCCUCGCGAAUCCACCUUUCACCGCCAUCUAGCCGUCCUGCACCGAAGCAACGUUGCGGACAUGCACGUGAUUGCGUCAAUGUGCGAGCGCGAGAGCAAUAGGGCGGGAUGAAAGCGAGAAAGAGACACGGCGCGCGAAGAACGUCAUCGACGAGCAGACGGGCAUAUCGUCGCAACAUAGCUUCUCUCUCUUUCUCGACUCGGCCAAAACCUCCAAAGUGUACACAUCAGCUGCAGGAGUAAUCCGAUGUGCAGCACCGGUCAAGCGCAAACGCGAUGAGAGUCAGCAAGUGAAGCUGUUUCUACGAUACGGAGAAGGUUAGCUGGCUGCAGUGGACGUGAUUUCCCGGAGAGAGAUUCUCAACGACUGAAGGCCAAGAUGCCAGAGGCGGAGGAGGAAAACUUCUGCAAGAAGAUGAGGCGGGCCACCAGGAAGAUACACGCGAUUAGCGAUGCCCUGGUCAACGCGAAACUCGCCUUUGGUACUUUUUAUAGUACUUUACGUUUUUUUCAACGAUGACUGAGCGAGCCUCGAUUGCUCAAGUCGUUGUUUCAUGGACGACGCUGUGUGGGCGGACGGUCUGCUGGUGUUCUACGAGGUCUUCAGAUACCUGGAAGGUGCCAUGUUGAGAUUAAAUAACACCAAGGUAGGACAGCUCAGAAUCGAGGGCCUCCAGCGGACGGAAGCUUUUGAGCGGGACCUCGAGUUUUACCUGGGAAAGGGCUGGAUGAAGAAUUACACUCCCAGGGACAGCGUGACAAGGUAUUUAAUGAGACUCAGGGAAAUCGAAGACACGGACUCUUUACUCCUGAUGGCAUACAUAUACCAUCUCUACAUGGGACUGCUGAGUGGUGGUAUAAUACUGAGAAAAAAGAGACAACUUGUGCAAAAGAUUAAUAAGAUAAAUCCGUUCCAAGACUCGCUUGCCUCUGACGGCAACAAUCUCACAGACUUUGGUGAAUACAAUAUUUACGAGUUGAAAUGUGAGUUGCGUAACACUAUGAACAGAAUCGCUGAGACAUUGGACGAAGAUACUAAAAACAAACUCCUGGAAGAAAGUAAAACUGUUUAUACGCUGAAUAAUGAGAUUAUCAGAAGUGUCCAGGGGGCCGGAGGCGUGAUUUUUAGAAAACUUGUAUAUUUUUCUAUGAUUGUUUUCUUCAUCGUCGUCGUCUUCCUACAUUUCUUUAGGCAGUAAAUAACAAAUGAAAAGAAACCUUCCAAAACUGAUGCCAGAACUGUACAUAUAUUUUUUUAAUUGCACGAGUCCUGCAAAUGAAUUAUUACUAUUUUGUCAGCAAUAUGUGCAGGAAUGUCGUAAUUUAUUAUAGUCACUAUGCAGUUCUAGUCGAUAGGUAAACAUUGUAAAAAAAAAAAAACAAGAAGGAAAGUAACUUAUUCCGAAGCACAUUUUAUGAUCAAAAAUGUAAUAUAUAAAGAGUAUCUUAGUAUUAAGAAAUACCGCGAUCUGUGCAAACAAUCGAGUCGGGCAUUUUUGCCACAAUGUUGAACAAAAAAUAAUAAAUAAAGGACAAGUCUGACUUGUGAUUACAAUA